Molecule: messenger RNA, 2395 nt
Organism: Umbelopsis ramanniana AG
Lineage: Eukaryota; Fungi; Mucoromycota; Umbelopsidomycetes; Umbelopsidales; Umbelopsidaceae
Exons: 3
Coding region: 91-2262 (723 amino acids)
Biological process (GO): protein phosphorylation
Cellular component (GO): cytoplasm
Molecular function (GO): protein serine/threonine kinase activity; ATP binding
Source: RefSeq, a predicted model, not a curated record
CACACUCAUUCAUCUAUUCUGUAUUUCUACUUUUCAUCCAACCAAAAAGAACGCAUCGUUACGGAUCGCAUAUUGUCAUUCUGAUACAUCAUGUUUACCAAUGUCCGCACAAUAUGGGCUAUCAUCUUCUUGAAGUUAUUCACGUUGGCCACAGCAACUCUUAGUCCUUGUAUUGCAUAUAACGACAACAUCAUGUACUUUAUUUAUCCAAAUUCCAUAAUAACAUUUGAUACAUCUAGUAACAAAGCAUCCACCCAAACCCUUUCCGCUGGACCAUCCGGCGACAACGUGUGUGCUCAGCAGCCUGGGACGGAUUCGGUGGUGAUAGGAAAGGUUUCAUCUGUUACAGAUGGACAAGGUCAAAACCUAAUGUUGAAUCCAAACAUGCCUUCUGGACAGACGCUGGCCAUACUUUCACUUAGAAGUUUAACGGCAUCAUAUGUUCCCUACACACAAACAGGCGAUGCUCCAUUGUUGACAUGGAGCUUAGCCACACCAUCUGCUACCUUUCUGAACUCCACUUGCCUGUUUUCCAUAACACCGUUCAACAGUACAUUUGGAGCUUUUCUUUAUACGUUCAGCUCCCCAACCCUAAAUCAGGGAGCUACGGUAGCAUCGUACAUUGUGAAUACCGAUGGCAUUGAUAUGACAAGCUUAGCGCAUGCUGGUAUUGCGGUUGUAAAUGGUAAUGUGUAUAUUGCUGGAGGGUAUGCAAGUAAUGCGAUAUAUGGCUUAAACGGCCUGUCUUUGCAAAAGAUAACUAUAUCGGGCAUGCUACCAACUGGCGCCAUUUCAGCAGCAGGUUAUACGGAUGCUAUGACAAACAAACAAUUGGUGGCAAUGAUCAGCGCAUCGGAUCCCUCUAUAUGGAUGUUUGAUCCCUUCAGCAACAUUCUGCAAAAUUCAGCGACUGGGCCGCAAAAUUUUAGUGAGCUAAUACUGGGAUCGACAGGACAGCAAUUGCUCGCUUUUGACCCUAAUUGGGGUCAGAUGCAGAAGUUCUUUCCAAACAAUGGUUCCUGGAUUAUAUUGAACGCGACGGUUCCUUCUAUCUCUCCUCCAUCUUCUUCUUCACUUCCCACAGAACCUUGUACGCCGUUGGCACCGAUGACGCAAUCAGAUGAAGCAAUAGGAGAUCCACACGCUGCAGCUAAAAUAGGAGGUGCCGUUGCGGGUGGGGUUGUAGCUCUUGUGUUUCUCUCUUCUAUGGUAUGGUUAUGUCAUAGGCGAAGACGACGUGCUAUCCGACCUAGUUCCAGCGAUCACCCUCAACUAGACACAAGGGUCCCUACCAGCGAAACCAUCGUAUCCACCAUGCCACCAGAGUCUAAGCCUGAAGUCAAGCGCUACAACUUCAAUGCAAAAAUACCAAGCUUCCGAAUGCUCAAUACCAGUGCCAUUGCUGUAUUAUACCCUACUUCAGCCAAACAUGCUAGUAAUAAUAUAUCUGCUAAUCCCACAGCACCUGAAGGCACAAUUAUGUUUACCCGCUACGAACUUAUACAGUCCGUCAGACUGAACUCUUUGGCGGACGGCACCGCUUUCCGUGUGGCUCGCGAUGUCAAACGAUUUGGCGAUCUAGUCAUACUGAAAUUCAUGAUCGAUCAAAAUGAUUUUGAUAAAGACUUAUCAACAACUCGUUAUCUAAAAUCAAGUUACGUAACGACUGCUAUUGACAGCUUUGAAUUGCCGAGCUCCAUAACCCAGCAUCGAUAUAUAUCCAUUUGGCAAUACCGACCGAGCCUGGCGUCUUUGAUGAAUGAUGGUCGGCUUGAGCGCAAUGAUCAUGCGCUAUUACGGAAAAGUGCUCGUUCCCUAUGUGAAGCGGUUCAGUGGAUCCACAGCAAAGGGAUUGUGCACUUACAACUUCAGCCUAUAUCUAUUGUCCAUGAGCGCAACAACCCAUCACACUGGCUGAUUACGGACUUCCAGCACGCUUGUGCCUUGACAGUUGCAGGAAAUGAUGUGGUGGAGCCGAUAGAUUGGUCGCUUACACUCAAUGCGUACAGCGCACCGAACAUGUUUAAAAAUGAGGGAAGAUUGGAGAUUCCUGCCACGGCUGAUCUAGAUAUUUGGAGUUUGUGGUGUAUUCUGGUCGAAAUGGCGACAGGGGUAGCUCCAUUUCAUAAUACCAUGGCUGCCAAAAGGCAACAACUUGCAGUAUGUCCGGAUGAUCCAGCAGUUCGGCGGCUUGUAAAAACUGUGUUGGACCUUAUACCAACUCUUGCAUCUGUCCAUAGAAGACAUCAAAAUGUACUAUAAUCUCUGUAUCCUGUCACACGUGCCAUCAUCCGCAUUAUGGGUGAAUAAGCUAUAGAUGGAAUAAAUUUGAUAACAGAAUGUUGUAGUGUGCAUAGGAAGGAUAGUCCAUACGCAUAUCUCGUUUCACAAAAGG